CAUGAAUUAUCAUUACAUUUAAGAUGCAUCACAGCUCUGUGUAUCAAUUUGCUUAGCAUUAGGACUUCUCAUCUGAUUUGUUGAAAAAUAAAAUUGUGCUUUUCCAUGGUAUAACAAUACUUAAGCCUUGCUAGGUUCACUGUUGCUGUAUAAAAUGGAUUUUAUCUUAGGUGUAAAGAUGGCCAAUCCUAACGAGCCAGUUUUGCUGUAUGCCCACCCGACAAUGCGGACAUUGGCGAAGCAGAUUGCCCUUCAGUGUUCACUAAGGGCAAAAAUGGGGACAGAUUCUCAUCCACCAGAAACAUUAAACAUACCACAACAGUCACCAGAAAAGAAGCCAAAAUUAUCGUUCCACAGAUCUCUAUCAAGGGGAAAUCUCCUUCCUGGCAGUCGUUGUGUGGAGUACAGGGACACAAUCAGGUGGGAAAAGUUUCAGGAUGGAUUUCCAAAUCUCUUUAUAGAGGACGUACAUCGUAUGAUGGGAAAAGAUGUUAUCUUUCUUGGCAGUUUCCAUGACCCAAGUGUGAUAUUCGAGCAACUGUCUGUCCUGUAUAUGUUUCCAAGGUACUUGGCCAGAUCCUUUCACUUCAUCCUGCCCUAUUUCCCCACAGGGACCAUGGAAAGAGUGGACACAGAGGGCCAGAUUGCUACUGCCAAGACCCUGGCCAGCAUGAUGUCUGCUAUUCCCUUAACAGCGAGAGGCCCGGUACAGAUCUGUAUAUUUGAUAUCCACGCACUUCAAGAGAGGUUCUACUUUUCGGAUAACAUUAUUCCAAGGUUGGAGUCAGCGAUCCCAAUGCUACUGGAGACCAUCAUAGGCCUGCCAGACAAGGACAAAAUCGCGGUGGCAUUCCCAGACGAUGGGGCAUUCAAGCGCUUCCACCAGUUUUUCCCCGAUUAUGACACUGUCACGUGCGUGAAGAUCAGGGACGGAAACACGAGGAUUGUCAAGGUCAAGGACGGCAACCCCGAGGGUAAACAUGUGGUGAUCGUGGAUGAUCUAGUCCAGACAGGUGGAACGCUCAUCAACUGUGGCAAGGCAUUGGUGGACAAGGGAGCCACUGACGUCAGCGCUUACGCCACACACGCAGUGUUUCCUAACGAUAGUUGGAAGAAGUUCACGGACAAUGACGACUUCAAGUUUAAGAAUUUCUGGAUCACAGACUCGAUACCCCACGCCGUGGAAAUCAGCAAACAUGAGCCGUUCAAACUGUUGUCACUUUGUGAAUCGAUCUCACGCAUGUUGAUGGUGUAUGACCUGAAACAGGAGACUUGAUUGACGUCGUUUAUAUUAGAUUCGGAUCACAGAAAGUCCUUAUUUAAUCAAUGAAUGUUAUAAUGCUUAGUUUCUUUCGUGAUUGUAGGACCUGAGUUGCGGCUCCGUUGCGUGUUUCAAUAGCGUCUUAAUCGUAUAUUGAAAUUACAUUUGUAUCUUGGUGUCAUAUUUUUCAUUACUUGUCAAAAUUUAAGUAUUAAAUUAGAAUUAACCAGUAUUAAAGAUAGAAAAAAAACAUUGAGAUAAACAAACCCGUUAUAACUCGGUGCUAUCUGUGAUUUUGCUACAGAUUUAAGAUCUUCCAAGAUACUACUAAAGUCCUGUAUUGAAAAGGAAGCCGUGAUUGUAAAAUUAGGGUCAAUAGUUUGUAUUAUUUCCUUUUCCUCGGAGCUGUGCUUCUAUUAAUUAUAGGAUAUGUGACGUCUGCUAAAAUGAGUCCGAUGAAGGCAUUCGGAUUCUUAACACUUUUGUUUUAUAAACCAGCGAUUGAGCACUGAUUGCGCGCUUAUAAGAUACAAUAUUAUAAGAAAUAAAUGUACAUAAUCUACCUCUGCAAGACUCCUUUGCGCAGACGACGUCUCAUGUAAUAAUUAAUUUAUCUCAAACAACAGAGUCCAUCAGGUAAACUGACGUGUAUACACAUUAUUUACAGAGGGAAAUACAUUACAAACAACAGAGUCCAUCAGGUAAACUGACGUGUAUACACAUUAUUUACAGAGGGAAAUUCAUUACAAACAACAGAGUCCAUCAGGUAAACUGACGUGUAUACACAUUAUUUACAGAGGGAAAUUCAUUACAAACAACAGAGUCCAUCAGGUAAACUGACGUGUAUAAACAUUAUUUACAGAGGGAAAUUCAUUACAAACAACAGAGUCCAUCAGGUAAACUGACGUGUAUACACAUUAUUUACAGAGGGAAAUUCAUUACAAACAACAGAGUCCAUCAGGUAAACUGACGUGUAUACACAUUAUUUACAGAGGGAAAUUCAUUACAAACAACAGAGUCCAUCAGGUAAACUGACGUGUAUACACAUUAUUUACAGAGGGAAAUUCAUUACAAACAACAGAGUCCAUCAGGUAAACUGACGUGUAUACACAUUAUUUACAGAGGGAAAUUCAUUACAAACAACAGAGUCCAUCAGGUAAACUGACGUGUAUAAACAUUAUUUACAGAGGGAAAUUCAUUACAAACAACAGAGUCCAUCAGGUAAACUGACGUGUAUACACAUUAUUUACAGAGGGAAAUACAUUACAAACAACAGAGUCCAUCAGGUAAAUUGACGUGUAUACACAUUAUUUACAGAGGGAAAUUCAUUACAAACAACAGAGUCCAUCAGGUAAACUGACGUGUAUACACAUUAUUUACAGAGGGAAAUUCAUUACAAACAACAGAGUCCAUCAGGUAAACUGACGUGUAUACACAUUAUUUACAGAGGGAAAUUCAUUACAAACAACAGAGUCCAUCAGGUAAACUGACGUGUAUACACAUUAUUUACAGAGGGAAAUUCAUUACAAACAACAGAGUCCAUCAGGUAAACUGACGUGUAUAAACAUUAUUUACAGAGGGAAAUUCAUUACAAACAACAGAGUCCAUCAGGUAAACUGACGUGUAUACACAUUAUUUACAGAGGGAAAUUCAUUACAAACAACAGAGUCCAUCAGGUAAACUGACGUGUAUACACAUUAUUUACAGAGGGAAAUUCAUUACAAACAACAGAGUCCAUCAGGUAAACUGACGUGUAUACACAUUAUUUACAGAGGGAAAUUCAUUACAAACAACAGAGUCCAUCAGGUAAACUGACGUGUAUAAACAUUAUUUACAGAGGGAAAUUCAUUACAAACAACAGAGUCCAUCAGGUAAACUGACGUGUAUACACAUUAUUUACAGAGGGAAAUUCAUUACAAACAACAGAGUCCAUCAGGAAAACUGACGUGUAUACACAUUAUUUACAGAGGGAAAUACAUUACAAAUCUUUAACAUCACUUCACAUAAUUUAUAUGUGCAAUAUUUUGUUCAAUUAAUUCUCAUUCAACAGGGUUUAAUUCAGUCCGCAAUAUAAAUAGACAAUUUCUUUAUUGUUAAUGUUAAUCAUAAUCCUUAAUACAUCAGUCAAUUGUAACCACGGCCUGCCAGGUCAGGGGGUAUAAUGGGGAAAGCGGGGGAAAUAGGCCGUGUUUUUAACAUCCAGAUGGUACCGCAGUGCCGGGUGCCAUUUGGCGAGGAUUUUACCAGCAGUUUGUCCCCGCAGGUCGGAGAUUUUACUGGGGAUUGGCUGUACCGAAAGUCCCUGCUAUUCCCCGGAUCUUGGGUACUGUGGUUACAAAUGACUGGUACAUAAUAAUCGCACUUCUUUCUUUGUCUUACUAGGUUUAAUUGUUAUUUUUAUGAUUUUAAUUAUUUUUUUAUUAUACUUCAAUGUAUCUUGUUUUAUUUGUUACAAAUAUCUCCCGCAUAUCUGAUGCGAGUGUUCACAAUAAACUGGACCAAAUCAUGCUUUUCAUGAACAAACUAUCACAUUAUGUUGAUAAUGGUUAUAUUAUGUUAAUAUGGAAUUGCAAUGUUUGUAAAAUAGCACCUUCAUAUAAUAGUAUGUUUGCAAAUUUUUAAGUUACGAGUAUUUAUGCUUUUUAUCAUAAUCUGUGAUAGAAUAUCCAAUUUCCUACCUUUUUGAAACGUUUUUUUUUUCUGACUAAACAGCUUUUGUAGAUGUUAAUAUGUAUUCAUGUUUGUAUACAUUGCAUACACUUGAAGAUCUAUAUACAUGUGGCUGUUCACGUGUGCUUGUGCUUGUACUUGUGUUUGAACUGAUUAUGUUUUACUCAAAUCUCAUGUAUUUGUUUUAAGAUGACGUAUUUAUAGUUAAACCAUUGUUCUCCGUAGAUUUUUUAAUAAAAUAUAUUUCACACA
Messenger RNA from Mya arenaria, 4183 nucleotides. RefSeq lists its product as uncharacterized. Lineage: Eukaryota; Metazoa; Mollusca; Bivalvia; Myida; Myidae. The record is from RefSeq and is a predicted model, not a curated record. Gene Ontology annotation, cellular component: ribose phosphate diphosphokinase complex; cytoplasm. Gene Ontology annotation, biological process: purine nucleotide biosynthetic process; 5-phosphoribose 1-diphosphate biosynthetic process. The transcript has 8 exons. Gene Ontology annotation, molecular function: magnesium ion binding; ribose phosphate diphosphokinase activity. Bases 155 to 1276 code for a protein of 373 amino acids.